Messenger RNA from Ruditapes philippinarum (Manila clam), 2046 nucleotides. RefSeq names its product 1,5-anhydro-D-fructose reductase-like. Gene Ontology annotation, cellular component: cytosol. Gene Ontology annotation, molecular function: aldose reductase (NADPH) activity. The transcript has 8 exons. Lineage: Eukaryota; Metazoa; Mollusca; Bivalvia; Venerida; Veneridae. The coding region runs from base 169 to 948 and encodes 259 amino acids. The record is from RefSeq and is a predicted model, not a curated record.
GUGUUAAAUUGACAUUCUGCAUGAUAAUGCACACUGUGUGUUGAUAAUAAAAAUGUUUUAUCGUUGAUAAGAUCGUGUGAAUGAAUAGGUAACAAAUAUACACACACAGCUAAUACACAGCUAUAAUAUAGUUUUAUAUAUACAUUGCUUAGUACAUGUAGUUAUAUAAUGGAUUUACAUAGAAUACAGUUAACUUUAGGAUCUGGAUAUAUUACAUCUAUUGGACUCGGAACUUUUACUUUCUUCGGUGAACAUGGUAGUCUCGAUGAGAUUGAAGCUGUCGUAGGUGUUGCUGUAGAAGCCGGGUAUCGCCAUUUUGAUUGCGCAUGGGCUUACAGGACCCAGGGGGCAAUUGGUAAAAUGUUAGAGAAGAAAAUAAACGAAGGUGUCAUUAAGCGGAAAGAUAUUUUUAUUACUACCAAGUUAUGGAAUGCACACCACAAUCCAAAGCUCGUGUUGGGAGAAUUGAAGGACUCGUUAAAUCAACUACGAACAAACUACGUUGAUAUGUUUCUUAUACAUUUUCCGACUGGAGAGAAAGAGAUGGAAAGGUGUCAUCAAUUAGGAUUAACCAAAAAUAUUGGAUUGUCUAAUUUCACCAUCGAGCAAACGCAAAGAAUAUUUGAUUCCUGUACCAUUAAGCCGUCAAACAUUCAGAUUGAGGUCUCACCUUUUUUCCUCAACGAGCGUUUAGUGAAGUUUUGUACAGGCAAAGGAAUGGCUGUCACAUCGUAUGGUCCAUUAGGAUGUCCAUCACACCCAGAGAGACUGGCGGGAGAGCAAGGACCUCUUGAAGAUCUUGUCCUCAUAGAAAUGGCGAAACGAAAAGGGAAAUCUGUAGCACAGGUUAUUCUUCGGUUUCUAAUACAGUACGGAACUGCCGUGAUUCCCAAAAGUGUCACUCCAUCUAGAAUCAGAGAAAACAUAAAUGCAAGUACUUUUUCCUGAUCUAAAAGCUCAAAAUACUUUAUUAAGUUGACUACAAUACGCAGACCAGGGUCUAUGUUUUAUACAUUCGGGUUAAUAAUACUUGCCUUUUUCAUUUUUUUCUAUAUUGUGCAAAUUUGUAAUUGUUCUUCUAAAUAAAUUCAAAUACUUUGGCUUUUAUGUUGAGUCAAAACAGAAAUAAGCUAUUCUUUUCUUGAUUUAACCGAUAAGAAAUUUUAUGUCAACGCCAUGGUGAAGUUACAAACAAUUAAUGAUAGGUGGCGAUGAUUUGUUCUGAGUGAGUUAGUUCAUGACUUAUGUGUGUUAUUUAAAUUAAUCCUGCCUCUUGAUGUUUAUUUGUUUGGAUGAAUUCCAGUAACGCAUCAUAGCAAAGACUAAUACAUUUUUUAUUUUUUUGGUCUCAACCCGACUUUAUAUCCUACAGCAUUGUUGGAAAAAUAAGGCGAGAUUUUACCUUCUGGCCGUCCCCGCUUUUACAUUCCGUCUGUCCCCGCAGUGCUGAGUCAGUACGAUGGUUUUAUUUGGGUAUGAAAAGAUCGAGAAAUAUAUCAUAUUUCAACUCAGUAUGAGGGAUAUAGCACUGACUUUAUCUCUAGGGCAGAACCUAACCAUGGGUUUUUAUGGUCCUAGUUGGUAAUUGCCUUGUGUUUUCCCUUUUUAAUAAGGCUUAUUGUACGGCUUGAAUAUGCAUUUUGUAAAAAGAAAACAGAUAAAGAUAAUAUUUGUACCACAAGGUGACGUCAGAUAUAUCUCUGUCAAAGUAUUAAAAUCAGCAUGUGAACUAUCAAUAGGCUCCUUGAUUGAGGUUGUUUAACAAUCGUUCCAGGUGUUUGACUUCGAGUUGUCAGAAGAUGAAAUGCAGAUGAUAAAAUCUUUAAAUAAAAAGAAAAGGCUAUUUAAAGAGACUAGGUUGAAAGAUCACCCGGAAUAUCCGUUCGACACACCUUUGUAAACUUCGUUCAUGCUAUCGGGCAAAUAUGUACCUAGUAGAAAUGUCUAGAUUCUUUUCAUAUUUUCUUGUAGACAAUAUACAUGUUUUAUAUACAUGUAAGUUAUAUGCACCUCAUGGUAAUAUAUACAACUCAACAAUAUUAACAA